Messenger RNA from Sinocyclocheilus grahami, 2180 nucleotides. RefSeq names its product oxygen-dependent coproporphyrinogen-III oxidase, mitochondrial-like. Lineage: Eukaryota; Metazoa; Chordata; Actinopteri; Cypriniformes; Cyprinidae. The transcript has 7 exons. Bases 160 to 1500 code for a protein of 446 amino acids. Gene Ontology annotation, molecular function: coproporphyrinogen oxidase activity. The record is from RefSeq and is a predicted model, not a curated record. Gene Ontology annotation, cellular component: cytoplasm.
CUCGCAUAUAAAAGUCACGACACGCCUCCGCGGGCAGAACUGUUGGAGAAGCUACGUGCAAAACUGCAUAUAGUUACUUUACAGUUUACACCCAUUUAUGAUCCUCUUAUCAACUGGUAGCUCGUGGACCGAUACAGUUGUUGUCGCUCAGUAGACAAAAUGACUUCUAUAGCUUUGUGCACAAUACACAGCUCAGCGAGAUCAAUAGCAAGACUGUGCCAAGUGUCCCGCUCUGCGCAUGGUACAGCUGAUUUCCACUCUUUCGUAGCCCGUUACUCUACCCUCCGUAAAUGUGCCUUUCUUCUGGGAGGAAAAUGGUCAUUCAUAAGAGCAGGAACGAGACAGAUGUCUCAAGCAUCGCCGGGGAGGAUCUUACUCGGACGGUACGGUGUAUUUCUGGCUGCUGGGGCAGCAGCUGUCACCGGGGUCCUGACGGCAGGUGUAAGUCACUUUCAGCGGGCCGAGAUGGCAACGAAGAUAUCCAAGGUUGAAGAAGAAGAGGGGAACAUACGCGAGAGAUGCAAGUCGUUCAUGUCUGUACCAGUCACUGACAUCAAGGUCUUAGAGCAGAGGAAAGACGCGAUGUCUGCGAGAAUGGAGAUGCUCAUCAUGGAGACACAGGCUGCGUUCUGUAGAGCCCUUGAGGAGGUGGAUGGAGGCUCGUUCAGGGUGGACAGAUGGAGUAGGAAGGAAGGUGGUGGUGGCAUCAGCUGUGUGAUGCAAGAUGGGAAGGUUUUUGAGAAAGCGGGUGUGAACGUGUCCGUGGUGUUUGGGAACCUCACCGAAGAGGCCGCCAAGCAAAUGCGCAGCCGUGGAAAAGUUCUGAAAGGGAAAGAUGGGAAGCUGCCGUUCUGUGCCAUGGGCGUGAGUUCAGUCAUACACCCAAAAAACCCCCACAUCCCCACAGUGCACUUCAACUACAGAUACUUUGAGAUUGAGGAAGGAGACGGCACAAAGCAGUGGUGGUUUGGUGGAGGAACGGAUCUCACUCCUGUUUAUAUUGAUUUGGAAGAUGCCGCCCAUUUCCACAAGACUCUGAAGGAAGCAUGUGACAAGCACCAUCCUAAGUAUUACCCAGACUUCAAAAAGUGGUGUGACAAUUACUUCUACAUCCGUCACCGAGGGGAGACGAGAGGCAUUGGUGGGAUCUUUUUUGAUGAUUUGGAUUCCCCCAAUCAGGAGGAGGUCUUUAAUUUUGUGAAGAGCUGCGCUAAAACUGUGGUGCCUUGUUACCUGCCCAUUGUAAACAAACACCUAAACGACUCCUUUACCCCUGAGGAGAUGGACUGGCAGCAAGUCAGGAGAGGCAGAUAUGUGGAAUUUAAUUUAGUGUAUGACAGAGGGGUGAAAUUCGGCCUGGCCACACCUGGGUCUCGCAUCGAGAGCAUCCUGAUGUCCCUACCACUUACUGCUAGGUGGGAGUACAUGCACGAGCCCACAAAAGGCACUAAGGAAGCCGAGAUGCUGGAGGUCUUACGGAACCCUAAAGAAUGGAUCUGAUUGAGAGGAAGACCAGUUUACCUAGUCAUCAAUAUUGGCAUUAUUAGACGGGAAUUGUGAAAAUGGUGGGUGGGUUUUUCUCUGGAUUCGCUCAGUGAUACCAAACUUCAAUAAGUACAACAGUCACUAAAACAGAAAAUCAGCUUCUCCGACAGGACACAUUCUCAUCAUUUGACUCAUUGAUUGUUUUUUCUGACUUAACUGCAGCACUGCACGAUUACUGGCUUGGCUGUAAUGAACCCUCUAUCACUGCCAUUGGCUGUAUGGAUUCACUGGAGAUGCAGUGUUUACUCCCGUGACAGUGUUACUUAGUUACAGCUUUGUUUCUGCUUGCACUGCUUUAAUCAUGACUACUGGUGUAUUCGAAACCUGUAAUGGCUUUGGUAUGCUGUUUUUGAAUGGAUGUGUUAAUCGCGUAUGUCUAGGGUCAUGUUUACCGUGUGCUAAUGCAAGCACCAUGUCAUUAUUGCUUUUCUUACCCUGUGAAUUUUUUUGUGCCUCACUUCAAGGUUGUUUUGUGUCCUGUCAUGUGCUAACAUAUCUUUAUCCUUGUGCUUCUUUUUUUUUUUUUUUUUUACAGCUAUUAAAAUAGGAAUCAGAAUUAGGAGUAUUCGCAGGACAUUAUAAUGUUGAUAUUUUGUGUAUUACGAAACAAAAUAAAGUUUUUAUAUGUGGUUUAA